CCACCCCAUCCUCAGCUCACCAAACAUGGCCGCUCAUCACCAGCGUCUCAUCAUCUGCAUUGCCCUCUGCAUUGCCCUCGCCCACGCGCAGCUCCCCCUCGGCCACCACCAGCAACAGCACCGCCUCCGCUCCCAGACCUCCUGCCGCAUCGAGCAGCUCCGCGCCCGGCGACCCACCUUCAGCUUCCAGUCGGAGGCGGGCCUCACCGAGUACUGGGACGCCAACGCCGCCGAGUUCCAGUGCGCCGGCGCCGAGUUCGCCCGCCACCUCAUUCACCCCAAAGCCCUCCUCCUGCCUUACUACACCAACGCCCCUCACCUCCUCUACGUCGUCAAAGGGAGCAGUGGAAUUCUGGGGACUGCCUUCCCGGGCUGCGCCGAGACCUACGAAUUCGAGCCUGACCAGGACCAGCAGCGCUCCAAAGAGGGCAGCAAGAGCUUCCAUGACCGCCACCAGAAGCUCCGCCGCUUCCGCCGUGGAGACGUCCUCGCAUUGCAGCAGGGCAUCGCUCACUGGAUUUACAACGACGGCGACACCCCCCUCGUCAUCGUAUCCCUCCUCGAUGUCGCCAAUGAAAACAAUCAGCUCGAUUUCAAAUUCAGAAAAUUCUUCCUUGCCGGAAAUCCGCAAGCAGUCCAAACCCAAGGCCUACGCCGCCGGGAAGCCAGGGAGAGCAGAAAAGGCGGGGAAGAGGAGGAGGAGAAGCGCAAUAUCUUCACCGGAUUCGACGAGGAGCUCUUGGCUGAGAUCUUCAAUCUCGAGCCAGAGGUAAUUAGGAAAUUACAGGGCAACGACGAUAACCGAGGCACCAUUGUUAAAGCCGAAAACCUCCGGCUGGUCUUCCCGGAGUGGGGGGAAGAAGAGCAGGAGCGCCGCCGGGACACCAACGGAUUGGAGGAGACAUUCUGCGCCGCCAAGCUCCGGCAGAACAUCGACCACCCCUCCGUCGCCGACGUCUACAACCCCCGCGGCGGCCGCAUCAGGUCCCUCAAUAGCCACGAUCUCCCCAUCCUCAGCUCCCUCCGCCUCAGCGCCGAGCGCGGAAUUCUCUACAAGAAUGCUCUGGUUUCCCCACACUACACCACCAACGCCCACAGCGUGAUCUACGCGACGCGCGGCGGCGCGAGGAUUCAGGUGGUCGGGAACGAAGGCAAUCCGGUGUUCGACGGCGAGGUCUCCGAAGGCGAACUGCUGAUUGUGCCGCAGAAUUUCGUGGUGAUAAAGAAAGCAGGCGAGGAGGGAUUCGAGUACAUAGCCUUUAAGACGAACGACAACGCGAUGAAGAGCCACCUGGCGGGGCGGCUGUCGGCCAUUAGAGCCAUGCCGGAGGAUGUGCUGGUGAACUCGUACGGAAUAUCGAAGGAGCAGGCGAAGGAGCUUAAAUACAACAGAGAAGAAGCGGCGGUGUUCAGCCCGGGAUCCGUCUCUGGAAGACAUGCUUGAAUGAGUAGUCCGUUGAGUUAGGGUUUUGUAAUUUAAGGGCGCGUUUGGAAGAAUAAUAAUAAUAAUAAUAAUAAUAAGAUCUCGUUGAGGAUGGUCUUGUAGAGAUUAAUAAUAUAUAAUAAAUGAUAAAAUCUCGUUAGUA
Andrographis paniculata is the source of this 1586-nucleotide messenger RNA. Its product is annotated as 11S globulin subunit beta-like. The record is from RefSeq and is a predicted model, not a curated record. The transcript is spliced from 4 exons. Lineage: Eukaryota; Viridiplantae; Streptophyta; Magnoliopsida; Lamiales; Acanthaceae. Gene Ontology annotation, molecular function: nutrient reservoir activity. The coding region runs from base 26 to 1444 and encodes 472 amino acids.